AUGGGAGCUCUGUGGCCCUCAGCGACGGAGCCAGCGACGGAGCCAGAGACGGAGCCAGAGACGAGAGCAGAGCAGAUGGGACGUCCCGCUCUGCUGCCGGAGCCCGAGGCCUCAGUCCAGGCUCCAUCAUCAGGACCGGUCCAGCGUGGAGCCAGACAGACGCACCAAGAACAGAGUCUGCACUGGUCCCCGUCAAGACCUCAAAAACAGAUCUCUAUUUGA
This is a messenger RNA of Knipowitschia caucasica, 222 nucleotides long. The record is from the annotation of a GenBank genome assembly. NCBI's taxonomy places the organism in Eukaryota, Metazoa, Chordata, Actinopteri, Gobiiformes, Gobiidae.